UUAUUCUCUGACCAAAUUGACUCCGAAGAGGAUUUCAGCCUCAACAACCUAGACAGUUGCAAAAUUCCAGAGGAAUCAAUGAAUCAAAAAUCUGUUAUGAUUUGCCUCAACGCUUGCAAGGCUACAAAUUUGAAAGUAGCCGCAGUUUUCGAAGUAGAUGGAGCAUAUCAAUACGUAAAUAACGAAAUUAUUCCAGUGCCGACCGCGCAGAGUGAAGGCUUGCUGUGGCUAGAACUAUCGAUAAUUACGUCGGAAAAUUCUGCGAACAGCACCGUCAAGGGUUCUAGCUUCGCUUCCACAAAUUUCACAGAAAUAAUUGAUAACGCAUCGAUUUUCAAGAACUGGGUGAUUCGCGAUCAGGACAGACAAACAAACAUUCCAUUCUUUGUAAUUAAUUCAACUGAACAAUGUCAACGGACAACAACAACAAUGCCCCCAAAACUUCAAUACACAACCAAGGGCGCGCCGGAGAUCGCUGGUGAAGUCGCUGAUCCCACACCAAGCAUAAGCUCGUCAUCAUCUUCACUUUAUGAUCAACGCUUCAUGGUCGCAGGUGUCGCAGUCGGCGUCGUCUUGUUUGGGGUGGUCUUCGUGGCGGUCGGCGCAUUGUUCUAUAAAAGACGCAUCAAAGCGCGAGGAAACGCUCGGCCUAACAAUCACUCAAAGGACGCCGUUGUUGGCAAUUCAAAUGAUGGUUUCAAGGCAGCGAUCAUCCGCCGCGAGAGCAUCAACAGCCUCUACCAGACGUCGGAGCCUGUGAAGCCGCUCGAGCGGCACGUUAGUAUCAACAGUCUCUACCAACCUCAAGUUGAUGUUGACGCCAGCUCCUCUGCAGCGACCAGAUAUAACUCAAACUUUGGCUUAAACGCUAUGGGUCGGUAUCCUGUGAAUCACUGCAGUGUGAACAGCCUUUACCAAAAAUCUGAGUAUGAACAAGGAUAUGGAAAUCACGAGAGUGUGAAUAGUCUGUACCACAGCGGAAAUGGCGGGUACGUGAGAACGAGCUCGACGAUGAACGAUCCCACGAAAGUUGCAUGUAGGCUGGGAAUUGGCAACAGUCACGCAAGUGAAAACAACCUGCAUUCAAGUUUUCAAGAGUCCAAUGAAGAGUCUCCUUACUGUAACUAGAGCUCUAGAUAUUUAUCAGAAUUGAUAAAUACGAUAAUGGAGUCCAUCAGUCUACGUUGUCUCAGCGUCCAUUUAAAACACUUUACAGCAAUGGCUCUCCAUCUCGAAAGAAAAAUUCGAUACUCUGUGAAUACUAGGAACAAAUAAUAAAAUGUAGGUUACAUAAUUAAGGGUAUGUACGUAAAUUCCUCAUUUUGUGGCAAAGUUAUUUCGAGAGCUGUAUUGAUAGAAAGUUCUCAUCUGCAUAGGUCUAUAAAUUUUAGCAAAGCAAAUGGUUCCCUUUUCCUGUUUGUUCUAGUGGUUCAUUUUCUGAGACGUUCUUCAUUGUUUCCUUCUCAUUUUUAAUUAAUGUGAUGUUUAAUUUAAAUUUUAAACGUGCGAGUAUC
Molecule: messenger RNA, 1514 nt
Organism: Hyalella azteca
Lineage: Eukaryota; Metazoa; Arthropoda; Malacostraca; Amphipoda; Hyalellidae
Exons: 3
Coding region: 79-1128 (349 amino acids)
Source: RefSeq, a predicted model, not a curated record